This is a messenger RNA of Sinocyclocheilus grahami, 1480 nucleotides long. Its product is annotated as 3-hydroxybutyrate dehydrogenase 2. Gene Ontology annotation, biological process: siderophore biosynthetic process. Lineage: Eukaryota; Metazoa; Chordata; Actinopteri; Cypriniformes; Cyprinidae. The record is from RefSeq and is a predicted model, not a curated record. Gene Ontology annotation, molecular function: 3-hydroxybutyrate dehydrogenase activity. Bases 296 to 1120 code for a protein of 274 amino acids. Gene Ontology annotation, cellular component: cytoplasm. The transcript has 10 exons.
UUUUCCACUGACUAGCUGUGAAGUAUUAACGUGCGCUUACACUUGAACUGCGUCUUUUUAUUUUUAUGUUUACAGUCAUUCAUUAGACUUACUGCUGCACUGUGUUACCUUUACGCUCGUCACGUGACACGCUUGCUACACAUAAUGAAACAUAACUAAAUUACCGUCGCAUAAUGCAUGACAUAUCUAUAUGCUUCGGGAUUAAUCGUACACUCCUGAAUGUUCAUCACCUACAAUUACCCAUCAGCAGGCUAUCAGGUUAUUUGCUGCAAACGAGAACUGCUUUAUAAACUCAAUGCAUGCAGGUUUUGUUAAACUGGGAUAUAAACAUUGCCUUUCGAGCUGUUCAUUUGUGACUUUAAAAGGGUUCUUAUUGAAGACAAUGGGCCGUUUGGAUGGGAAAGUGAUAGUCCUUUCUGCAGCAGCACAAGGCAUUGGAAAAGCUUCUGCUAUAGCUUUUGCCAAGGAAGGUGCCCAAGUCACUGCUACAGAUAUCAACGGGGAGAAACUUAAAGAGCUGGAUGGCAUUCCAGGGAUCAAAACCAAAGUUGUUGAUGUUACCAAGAAAGACCAAGUGGAGGCCCUGGCCAAGGACUUUGACUAUGUGGAUGUGCUCUUCAAUGUUGCUGGAUUUGUCCAUCAUGGCUCAGUACUGGAGUGUGAGGAAUCAGAUUGGGACUUCACUAUGAACGUGAAUGUCCGUAGCAUGUACCUGAUGAUCAAGGCCUUCCUGCCUAAGAUGCUGGCUCGUAAAUCUGGUAAUAUCAUCAAUAUGGCAUCUGUGGCAUCUAGUAUCAAAGGAGUUGUGAACAGAUGUGUCUACAGCACAUCUAAAGCUGCCAUCAUUGGACUGACCAAAUCAGUGGCAGCUGAUUUCCUGGAACAAGGAAUCCGCUGCAAUUGUAUAUGCCCUGGAACUGUAGAUACGCCAUCAUUACGACAGAGAAUUCAGGACAGACCUGAUCCAGAGCAGGCUUUUAAAGACUUUAUGGCCAGACAGAAGUCUGGUAGAUUGUGCACUGCAGAAGAAGUGGCACAUCUGUGUGUGUACUUGGCCUCAGAUGAGUCUGCCUACGUAACAGGAACUGAAGCCAUCAUUGAUGGAGGAUGGAGACUCUGAGGAUGUUUUGUUACAUUUAUUAAAUAACCUUUAACAUGCAUGCAGUUUGACUUCCAGAGAAACAUAGUCACUGAUUUUCUUUAUCUUUAAAACGUUAAUGCUGCUAUGGUGCUGUUGAUUGUACUGAAUAUGAAUUGAAUCAUUCUUGGCCACUGAUGUAAAAAAUUGUGGAUGCCAAGCUCACUUAUUGCACAACAUGUCAUCCAAUCUUCAGCUUUGUUUUAAAGAUAAAUUGCUUGGUUUAAAUAAUUGUAAGAUGCCAAAUGUAAUCAAAUUAGUUUUUUUUUAAUUAGACAAAUUUCCAAUUCAUGAAUAAAGGUUGAGAAUCAAUGUUUUUAAACUGAAACCUUGCAUCAAACC